Messenger RNA from Sander lucioperca (pikeperch), 4196 nucleotides. Its product is annotated as DENN domain-containing protein 2A-like. NCBI's taxonomy places the organism in Eukaryota, Metazoa, Chordata, Actinopteri, Perciformes, Percidae. The transcript is spliced from 20 exons. Bases 295 to 3456 code for a protein of 1053 amino acids. The record is from RefSeq and is a predicted model, not a curated record. Gene Ontology annotation, cellular component: actin cytoskeleton. Gene Ontology annotation, biological process: retrograde transport, endosome to Golgi.
UAUCUAGUGUGUGUGGGGAGAGAAAGAGUGAAUGAAAAUUGAAGAUUGGAGAAGAGACAGGGAGAGAAGUGUACAGAUUUUAUUCUCUCUCAGUUAAAUAUCUGACUGCUCUCUUCAAGGCUUAAAAUAAGUUAGAAAACCUAUUGCAGAUGGUUUAACCUGGACAUACAGCACACUGUGGGGGUUUGGAGGUUAUCCCAAUGGAUACUGUUAUAGCUGCAUGGGUUGCAUUAUGCUCCCAUUUUACUAAUGAACACAAGGACACUGUAGGACAGAAGGAGGUGUUUAGUGAUCAUGGCGGCCACUAAGAGAAUGACAAGCACGCCGGACUGCAUCUGCUCCACUGACAACAGGGUAAAGAAGGGCUGUGCUGCUGGUGAGAGAAGUGAUUUCCAUAUUGCAUUAGUGGAAAAAAAGGAAGCUGGACAAAGAAGAGAGGAAGCACCAAAACUCCCCUUCACCCCAUUAGACAACCUGAGCAACCAAGAUUCACACAUAAUGGCUUACAGGAGGUCGAGCUUUAACCCUCACAGCAAUGAGAACACUCUCCUGGUGGGCAACAAGCUCCCCAGAUCCAAUGUAGGCAAAAUAAAGGACAAGAUUUCUCUGUGGGAGGGGAAGGAACCUACUCAUUUACCUAUUACCUCAAGUUCUUUGGGCCAGUGCGCCAGUAUAAAAAGGACAGAAUCGCUUACAAAAAACAGUAAAACUUCUGAUGAGCAGAGUGCAGAGAGUUGCAAGAGAGUAGCCCAUAAGGAAAAGGAAAAUCUUGGGAAAGAGAAUGUAGUGAAACUUGGGGAUUCAAGGCCUUGUUCACCUGUUGAAACUGGGAAACAGCAAAAAGGGACGCUCAAGAGCAGCAAGUCCAGUGAGUUACAAAACAGGGAGGAUUGCGGCAGAGUUGUCCACAAGGAAAAGCAAAAUCAUGAGAAAGAGAAUGUAGAAAAGCUCGUGGAUUCAAGGCCUUGUUCUCCUACAGUAGCAGCACAGCAGCAGGUGGGCACGUUGAGGAAAAGCAAUGAAAGGCGAACAGCCGAACAAAACAGCCAGGAGAAGAGAGCUGUAUUCACCCUUUUUAAAAACCUGGAUGCUAUGGGGGAGAACCAUGGGAGAACUCCUCCGGAGCUGGGAAACUACUUCAGUCUGCCUAGCAAGGACAAACAGGUAGUUAUGGGUCAAACUAGUGCAGUGAAAGGGAAGCAGCAGCAGGAGAAUGUGUACACAGAGCCAGGGGCGCCCCCCAUCAACCCAGUCCCCAAACCCCAACGUACCUUUGAGCAUCCAGCUACCGCCCCCAUUGGGAAGAGUCAGAGGCUGGGAAGAGAGCAGAGGAACCUCCCCCCACUGCCCUCCAUCUCUAUGAAAACCUCCUCCAAACCUCCCUCUGGUGUAUACGGGAGACCCAGGGGUGAGAGAGGCCGAGACAACGUCGACAGGAAAUCCUUUGAGUUGGAAGACCUUGCAGGGUCAACUAGCCCGCUGUUCUCUCGCUCACUGUCUCAGGAACAUCACUAUGAAGACAUCCCAGACUCAUCCAAAGAGAACCCAUAUGAGGACAUAGAGCUGGAGAGUCAAUGCUCCCAGCAGUCUCUGCCCUCCUCUCCUGGUGCCGAUACUGCCAAGACUUCGAGGCCCGGCUUCUUUAGGCAGAAUUCAGGCAGGAGCUUGAAGCUGCUGGACCUGCGGAGAACCAAUCAGUCGUCCAACAGCACCAGCAGCGGGGGUGUUUCAUCUCCACCUCAGCUCAGCCGUCCCUCCACUCCCACUGGGCCUGAACACACUUCCUGGCUGCCCGGGGAUCCCUACAGCCGCACCUGCCGCAGGAUACCAACGGUUGUACUAAGAAUCAACAGCAUCUUUGAUGCUCGGAUCGGGAAGAAACAUCUACGAAGGAUCUAUCAUUACGCUGAGACAAGCUCAGGGAGAGUAACAGAUGAGAACAGUGACUCUGAGAGUGAAGUUGAAGAAAGAUCUAAAGCUCAUCGUCAGCGUCAGCGUCUCGUGUCAGUCCAGUCCAAACUGAGCCAGCCAAGCAAGGCCCACUACAACGGUACCAACACCAGAAGCAGCUCUCUCGAACAGGAGCUUCACCAGCGUCUGCUUUUUGAAUAUUUUCUAGUUGUGUCGCUGCAGAAGUCCAAGGCUGGAGCCCACUAUCUGCCCGAGGUCACACAGCAGUUCCCCCCGAAGUUGGAGCGGAGCUUCAAGUUCAUGAGAGAGACGGAGGAUCAGCUGAGGAUCAUUCCUCAGUUCUGUUUCCCUGAUGCAAAAGACUGGGAGCCGGUGGAGAACUACCCAAGUGAAAUGUUCUCCUUUGUUUUGACUGGAGAGGAUGGAAGCAGGAGGUUUGGAUACUGCCGGCGUUUACUGCCUAGUGGAAAAGGUAAACGUCUACCAGAGGUCUACUGUAUUGUCAGUCACCUUGGCUGUUUCAACCUGUUCUCCAAGGUGCUGGAUGAGGUGGAGAGGCGGAGGGCCUUGUCUCCAGCCCUUGUGCAGCCUUUUAUGAGAGCCAUCAUGGAGGCUCAGUUUCCAGCUCCAGGCAGAACCAUCACCAUUAAAACUUUCCUCCCUGGCUCAGGCACUGAAGUGAUGGAGCUCUGUCGACCCUCUGACUCGCGCCUGGAGCAUGUGGACUUUGAGUGUCUGUUCUCCUGUCUGAGUCUUCGCCUGCUCCUCCGGGUGUUGGGGUCUCUGCUGCUGGAGCGAAGGGUCAUCUUCACAGCUGACAAACUCAGUACUCUCUCCCAGUGCUGCCAUGCUGUUGUGGCGCUGCUUUACCCCUUUGUAUGGCAGCACACUUACAUCCCUGUGCUGCCCUCAGCAAUGCUCGACAUCGUCUGCACUCCAACCCCGUUCAUCGUUGGCCUGCUGUCCAGCUCCCUGCCCCAGCUCACUGAGCUGCCCCUGGAGGAGGUUCUGGUUGUGGAUCUUGGAAACAGUCGAUUUCUCAGACAGUUGGACGAUGAGGACUCCAUUCUGCCUUCUAAGCUCCAAUCAGCCCUGGAGAAUGUUCUGGAGAGGAGGAGAGAGCUCGCCAAUGACAGAGGAGGAGACACAUCUGGUGAUUCUGGCCAUCUUAGCACCGUUGUGUCCGAGGCUUUCGUUCGUUUCUUCGUGGAGCUGGUAGGCCACUAUCCACUCUUCAUCACCGGUGAACGGGAAGACGGCUACUCCUCCUCUUCUUCCUCCCCGGUCCCCUGCUCCUUUCAGCGCGAGGGUUUUCGUAAAGCGAUUCCGUCCAAGACUGUGCGGCGCUUCCUGGAGGUCUUCAUGGAGACCCAGAUGUUCGGCUGGUUCAUCCAGGAGAGAGAGCUGCACAGGCAGGCUCUGAGAGGACUGUUUGAAGUGAGGGUGCAGGAGUAUCUAGACUCCAUCCACGAGAAUGAACACCGGAGGGUUAACAGGUUUCUCAAAGGCUUGGGAAACAAAAUGAAAUUUCUUUCCAAGAAAUAAUGCCACUACAAUUGCACAAAAAGAGACACAAACUACAAAGAAGAAGCACUGAAACAAGGAAAGACUUUACUGCAGAAAUCCAAAUUUUUUUUUUUAGAUUGUUCACGCCAUCCUCAUCUGUGUCAAUGUGUGAGACUUUUGCUCAUGGACUCAUGAUAGACACAAGGAAACUGUGGUGAAUCACAAAUUGUUCCCAUCAAAGGAAAAUCCUGCUGUAAUUCACAUAAAUAAAGAAACGUGGGGCUGUAGACUCAGAAAUAUUUAAGAGGUUCCUGGAUGUUUUGCUUUUUAAAUUCUAUAUUCUUCAGGCAACAACAUUCCUGAGAACAAAUGUAUAAAAAAUAAAAUUGGUCUUAGGUAUACUGCUGUAAGCUACAUAUGGCUGACACAUUUAAGGGAAAACGUGAAUAUGUUAGAAUGGAAUGUGAAUACUUCUAUUCAGGGCACAAGGGGUCACUGAAUGGUUUGAUGAGUACGAAAAUUAGGUAUGUAGGAUGUUAGUCAGUCAGCCUUUGUAUGCACUGUAACUGGACUUGAAAGUUUACAGUCAUGGUAUUUUCUGAAUCCACUAGGGGGCAGUAGUAUAUUUUCUCUGAUUCGAUGAUCUUGACACUGUCAGUGACGGACCAGAAAAAGACAAAGACCUGCUUUCCCGCUCUUUAAUGCUAUAAUUUUCUUUUAGUCAUAACAGUGACAACAUCACAAGUAAAUAAAUAAAAUAAAUAUAUAAAUAUUCUCUG